Messenger RNA from Chelmon rostratus (copperband butterflyfish), 3591 nucleotides. RefSeq names its product TNF receptor-associated factor 6 (gene traf6). The record is from RefSeq and is a predicted model, not a curated record. Lineage: Eukaryota; Metazoa; Chordata; Actinopteri; Chaetodontiformes; Chaetodontidae. Gene Ontology annotation, biological process: positive regulation of JNK cascade; protein K63-linked ubiquitination; regulation of apoptotic process. The transcript has 8 exons. The coding region runs from base 47 to 1759 and encodes 570 amino acids. Gene Ontology annotation, molecular function: tumor necrosis factor receptor binding; zinc ion binding; ubiquitin protein ligase activity. Gene Ontology annotation, cellular component: plasma membrane signaling receptor complex.
GGAAAUUCUGUAGAAACCAAAAGUUCGAGACGUUCACAAGGCAAAGAUGGCUUGCUUUGACAGUAAUAAGGGGAGUUUGGAGGAGGACAGCUAUGAAGGAGCUGUUGGUAGAGAGCCGUCGGGCUGUGCGUUGGCCAUGCGUGAAAAGGAACGCGAACCCUUUCUCAGCUCCUCAGAGAGCCCUGGCACCUUCAUCAGCAGCACUUCCACUAGUUUACAAGCUUCUCCCGUCCAGGGCUAUGACGUGGAGUUUGACCCACCCCUAGAGAGUAAAUAUGAGUGCCCUAUCUGCCUCAUGGCUUUGAGGAAUGCCAUUCAGACACCCUGUGGUCACCGUUUCUGCAAGAACUGCAUCGAGAAGUCCAUUCGUGAUACAGGACAGAGGUGCCCUGUGGACAAUGAAGUGCUGUCAGAAGACCAGCUGUUUCCUGAUAAUUUUGCCAAACGUGAGAUUCUAUCGCUAACUGUUCGCUGUUCAAACUCUGGCUGUGAUGAGAAAAUGGAGCUCCGUCAUUUAGAGAAUCAUUUGGCAAGUUGUCAGUUUGCCACUGUGCUUUGUCCACAAUGCCAACAGUCUGUGAGAAAGAGCCACUUAGAGGAGCACAUAACUGCUGAGUGCCAAAGGAGACCUGUGUCGUGUCCAGAUUGUGUGGCAAGCUUUGUUUAUGAGGAGAGAGAGCUCCAUGAACAGCAGUGUCCCUUUGCCAGCGUGACGUGCCAGUACUGUGAGUUGGAUCUCAUCAGAGACCAGAUGGAAUCUCAUUGUGAUACAGAUUGCCCAAAAGCACCCAUCGCCUGUAACUUUAGCAUCUUUGGAUGUAAGGAAAGGAUGCCGCGCCACAACCUGGCUCAGCACAUGCAGGAGUUCACACAGAUGCAUAUGCGCUACAUGGCAGAGUUCCUGCGUGGCCUUAGCCUCAAUGGCACCACACCCAAAUCCUUGUGGACGCUAGGACCUUCUGUUUCCCUUGAGGAUCAAGGAGCUGCAGCAUCAGGAUCAGCCUGUAGUGGACCCAGAGGAGCUGCGAGCUGCAGCAGCAACUGUGCCCCAUGUCAGCCUAAUGAGGAGAUGCAGAGGCUCAGGGAGAUGGACGGACGAUUGGUAAAGCAGGAUCACCAGCUGCGUGAGCUCAUCAUCUUAAAGGAAACACAGGCUGGCCAGCUUGCAGAGCUCAGGCAGAGAGUGUCAGUACUGGAGGAGACAGUGAAGGAGCUGGAGUCACAGCAGUGUCACGGUAUCUUCAUCUGGCGCCUCAAAGGUUUCUCUCUCCACCUCCGGAACCAAGAAGCAGGCCUGCCGGUGGUGGAGCACAGCCCUGGUUUCUACACAGGACGUCCAGGCUACAAGCUCUGCCUGCGCUUACACCUGCAGGCCCCCAAUGCCCCACGUUGCUCCAACUAUAUUUCCCUCUUUGUCCACACCAUGCAAGGGGCUUUUGAUGGGCAGCUGACCUGGCCGUUCCAGGGCACCAUCCGCCUUGCCAUCAUAGACCAGGGCCCUGAGGGUCAGCACCAUGUGGAGGUGAUGGAGACUAAACCAGACCUGCAGACCUUCCAGAAGCCCACCAACCACCGCAACCCCAAAGGAUUUGGCUACGUCACCUUUCUGCACCUGCAUCAGCUGAGUCAGAGAGCCUUUGUCAAAGAUGAUACUCUACUUAUCCGCUGUGAGGUGACACCGCGUUGUGACAAUAUGCUUCACCGUGAGGGACCAACAGUGCAGCCUAGAGGACCUGAGGCCUCAGUUUCAAGGGACUGAAUUCAAACUCAUAUCUACUGGAUCAUCAUUGUCAUCAGUCCAAGAUGACAGUGCAGUACAUACAGUACAGUUCAUUUUAAUUGGACAUCAGGAGGAGGAAAAUUGAUGUUCCCAGGUAAAAUUUGGACACUGCAAGUAAAGCAGUAUUUAUUUGUUUCCCAACUUGUCACUUUUGUUUGAAUAAAUAUACACAGUACAACCCUUUUUAAUUAAUUUUGGAAUGUAUGUACUCAUGCACCGUACCCACAUGCAGUAAGCCUCAUAAGUUCAAAAUGUUUAAAUAAUCAAUCAUAUUUAAUCAGCUCGUUAUCGGCACUUUCUGAUGUGCACUUGCUGCCUGCAGACUAAACAUUACUAUGAGACUUGAGAGACGAGUCUUGGUCUGGUUGUUGGAGACGGCGCUGAAUGUUAAAGAUACCCUGUGGAGUUUUUGACCACUAGUGGAACUAUGUAGCAAUAUUUGUUGAUGGGCAAAUCCCCGUUGUCAUUUUUACUUAAUCCUUGCCUAGCAUGCAUGUGGGUCAAAUGAUACACAUUCUCAAGGACUGCGAAGGGUAGUAACAAAUGUGAGUAGAGCAUACGAAUAAGAAAAAGACAAACAGGUGAAACUAAGCCAUGUUCAGUGAUGCAGUUUUGUCGUAAAUUCCACAGCUUAUGGUCCACGCUCGGAAAUUACUCUUCUUCACAUUUGGAGGUCUUAGUCCAACUAGAAUAAAACUGGAGGGGCUCUAACAGUAUACUGUUUUCCUGACAUUCGUGUGUGCAGAGAGUCAGCCAGACAAUUAUAAUGUGCAAGUGUAAAGAAUCCAAUAACAGGCAACCUGAAGAACUUUUUUCUGUGUAUGCACUGAAGGUGAGCAACUUUCAUUGGAUGGACUAGAGGGCUAUCUUGGAAACGUUAUCCAUUUCUUAUCACGUCAGUAUCACGUCAACUGGAAAAAGGUGAAGCAGCAGUCAGAGCAAAGAAACAAGUCUGGCCAUGUCCAUCAAACAAAAAGACCAAAUGACUUCCCUUGAUCUCACGGUAGUCGCAGGAUAUCUGGUGGUGGUAACAUGGCGAGCAAAUUCCAGCAAAAGAUGAAGAAGGCUACUUGCUGAUAUAUUUCUGAAUCUUGUUUCAAAAUAUGCAGAAGUCUCCUUUGCAAAUGAGGCAGGAAAUGCAUUCAACACAUCUGUACAACCUCAAGGACACACACAGUUUAUUCUGACUGUAAACAUAACUGUGUUUACACCAAAAACUCCACAGGGUACCUUUUAAGUAAAGUCACAGUAAGGCAAAGGAAUAGCAAAACUUACACUCAUGCCUUUUCCAGACUCAUCCAUUACUUCUGAUUGUAUUGUUCCUUGAGCAUCGCUGUAACAUAAUCACCACCCUUUUCAACUUGGAGGAUUUUCUGUUUACCUGGUUUCAUCACCGCUGUUACACCCACAUUACAGAUGUACAGAUUUGUCACUACACUGCUCAUUUUGCUUGUGAUAGAAUUUAUGGUGAGUUUCACACAAGUUCCUACCUAAUGUGACCUAGAAAUCAUCAUGGGUCAGUGUCUUCAGCCUUUACAUGAUGUAAUUAAUGUAUUUUAUUUUUUGUUUUAGUCUUGUUUCUCCACCUGUAACAUUGAAUCGUGAGGAUGUCAUUUAAAGUGAGUUGACUGUGUGAACAGUGGUCGAUGCUGUUUGCCAUGAAUUUUAUAUUGAAUUCAUAUGUCAUAUGAUCCAAUACUGAUGAAAAUAGCCUUGAAUGAAAGCUAAGCUCAUUUAAACUUACAGCCACUGUAGUGUCUAACAUAUGCUGUAAUGUAUUGACUGACUUGGAACAUACAUUAAAAAAAACA